CUUUUUGCUUUGUCUUUGCAAAGUUUUAUUUAUUUGCUUAGUUUUUUAUUUAAAAGUGCAGUUGAAGUCAUUAGCAUGUCAAGCAAUGACAAAUCCGGUUCGUGCGUGGAGACCCCCACCGCACCCGAAUGGCUAUCGAAACUGGAAAGUCGACGCGAAUUGUUGAAACGCUCGAAACUGGGACACGAAUCCGGAGCCGGAGCACCCUGCGGGGAGUGCAAGGAGAAAUGUCCAGGACUGGAUUUGCACUUCUGGCGGAAAGUGUGCCGCAACUGCAUGUGCCGCAAGGAUCAGCACCUGUGCACCGAUGACGACACCGGCUGGGCACAGUUCGAGAUUCUCGGCCAGAUCCGAGCGAAGCCAGCAUAUAUCAAGAUCAAGGCACUGGCCAACCAGCAGGUGCAGGUUGAAUGGGUGCCACCGAAUGCAUCGCCCGAUGUCAUCACGGAUUACAUGGACAAACUGGGUGCCGCUCAAAUACCCGUCACGGGCAGUGAUGCGGCACUCAAACGGAAACAGCAGCUGGAAUUCCAAGUGCCGCCACACGAUCUGGAUGCGGCGCUGUGCGACAAUCUGAGCGAAACGGAGGCACAACAACUGCAGCUCUACGUGCAGAAGCUGCGCGAGCAGUGCGUCGGCCAAGGCAUCGUUGUCCGCGUGGGUCGCUUGGGCCACGGCCAAGUGGAACACAUUGGCUCCAUCGGCAUGCAGGCAGUGCCAUCCCCGCCAGCUGCUGUUCGCAAGCUGUUGACUGCUCUAGGUUUGCCGACGCAAGUGGAUGCCACGCUGCAGGAGUUGCUAUCCAAUCCGAAGCUGACGCAUGCGCUCAGCGCACAGCAGGCGGUGAAUGCUCAGCCCAAGCUGCUGGUCGCCUUCUCGGAGCCGUUGAGCGACUGCACCACAGAAUUUGAUGAGCAGCCCGCGCUGCGUGCGGAGACCAAGCUAAAAUUGCUGGGCAUUAAUCGAGCCCAGAUGCAGAGUCUAGUUACCCAUGGCGUCAUCUAUGAUAAGCUGCUGGGUCUGCUUAAGGAGAAGAACCUCAACAUAUCCCGCGAUGCUCGACUGGGACCCAUUGCUGAGUUUCGCAAAGAAUAUGUGAGCAAUCCACAGUUCAGGGCUGAGAUCAAUACGGUGUGUCCACCAGCGACGCAGGCGUCGUCGUCAUCCCCAUUGAAAUGCUCGCCAAGCACACCAUUCCAUUCGCCACUGCCCACAAAGAAUCCGGUCCUGGCACGCUUUGGGGAAAACAGGCGUCAGGAUACGCCGAUGAGGCGUGUUAAAUUUGGAGGCGUCUCCACCAUUUUGUAUGACUGCGGGAUGCCUGCGCACAUCGACUACGAACGGGAUCCGGUCUUUGCCCAAAUUGUGCAGGCGGAACCCUUGAAGCAGGCGCUGCAGGAGGCGCGUGCCGGUCGAACCGCAGCAUCGGUUAUCAUUGCCCCAACGCCGGCCGCAACUGGUAAUCUGCAACAGCUGCCGGGACUGGCGCCCAGCAUCCGCGCACAGCUUGAGCAUGUGGGUGUGGACAAACAGAUGCUGCAGUCGGCUGUGGCCAAUGCACCCUACUACAAUCGCCUCUAUCAGACGCUGCAAGAAAAGGGCAUUCGCCACGAUCAAUGCCAGCUGCUGGAGCCGCUCAAGCAGGUCAACGACUGGCUGCUCAACGAUGAGCAACUCCUGGACGACAUCGACAAACUCUUUGCGGACAUGCGGGCAGCAAGCGGUGCUGGCGACAUUAGCUAUGGCAAUGAUUUGCUGCCCAACUCGGCCAGUCACGAUUCCGGCUUCUACUCGAAGCCAACGACUCCGGGCCAGGCGGGCGAGGAACUGAACGCCAGCCUCGGCAAAUUCACAACGAUUCCGGGCAUCGAGCACAUGAACAUGUAUCCCAGCUGCGCCGGCAUGCCCGACCAGUUCCAGCAACUCCAGCUGGGCGACGAUAAAAUACCAGCAGAUUCAACGGGUUCGUUGGCUGCUCCUGUGUCCACUUUCAAUUGUCGCGACUGCAAUUUGCCGAUUGAGUUUGGUGAGGUGGCCGUUAAGACGGAGCGUGCUGGGAAAGAGAUUGCCUGGCAUCCGGGCUGCUUCAAGUGUCACACGUGCCGCGAACUACUGGCAGAUCUGGUGUACUUCUUCCACCAUGGCCAGGUGUACUGUGGUCGCGAUCUGGCCAUCAAGCUGAAGAUACCGCGCUGCAAGGCGUGCGAUGAGCUGAUCUUUACCAAGGAAUACACCGCCGCCGAGGGUGCCACCUAUCACAUCAAGCACUUCUGUUGUCUGCAGUGCGACGAACCCUUAGCCGGACAACAGUAUAUACCCGAGGAGAAGUCGAAUAUGCCGCUGUGCCUGCAGUGCUACGACAAGUUCUAUGCCGGCACCUGCAAGAGCUGCAAGCUGCCCAUUGGUCCGUCAGAUCAGGGCGUCGCCUGGGCGGACAUUCACUGGCACAGCAAUUGCUUUGUCUGUGCGGGCUUAGAGUGCGCCAAGUCGCUGAUCGGCGGUCGCUUCUGCGUCAAACAGAACAUGCCCUUCUGCAGUCCGGCCUGUGUGCGAAGCGUUAUUCCAGCCUAAAUAUUCCCAAAAUUAACCAAAACAGUAUUUCACAAAUACGCACAAAAUAUGAAUAUGAACUGAUAUAUAAAUAUCUAUAUAUGUAUUACACUCUUAGCGUGCACAAUUCCCAUUUGCUUGAACUGUAUUUGAAAGUGCCUCAAGUUUACACAUUACAAUAAUAAAAAUACAAUAUCUAAAUAUAUAUAUACUUAUAUAUAGAAAUUUACACUCCACUAAUGCGAUUUUUAGCCGUGCCAAUAGUCUAUGGAUUUUAUAGUUAUGUAUGUAUAUUUACACACUCGCAAUUCAAGUUUAUAGACUGCUUGCAUAUUCCAAAAGCAGAGUAUUAAUUUCGCCAAUAAGCUACGCAUUGUAGAAACUGAUUUUAAGCGACAUUUUUAUAACGCACUUUAAAUAAUAAAAUGUUUUA
This is a messenger RNA of Drosophila grimshawi, 2983 nucleotides long. RefSeq lists its product as uncharacterized. Bases 76 to 2571 code for a protein of 831 amino acids. The transcript is spliced from 4 exons. Gene Ontology annotation, molecular function: zinc ion binding. The record is from RefSeq and is a predicted model, not a curated record. Lineage: Eukaryota; Metazoa; Arthropoda; Insecta; Diptera; Drosophilidae.